CUGCAAAUGAAUUUGUCAACAAUAUUGUCCUAUAUGUGGAUGUGCUGGCACCCGUCGUAUGGAGCACUACCUGCAAACAUAAAGGUCAGCACAAACAUCUCAACAAAGCCGCAAUCAAUUUAAAGAAAUUUAAAUCAUCAUAUGGCGAGAGCAGCAGCUUUGGGAAAUUACUGCGGUUACCUAAGGCUCUAUUGCAACUACAGCGUCUGAUCCAGACAGCCAAAAUCAAUGAGGAGAGUCGAGCACUUAUAAAUCCUGCAAAG
Dicrocoelium dendriticum is the source of this 263-nucleotide messenger RNA. The record is from the annotation of a GenBank genome assembly. Lineage: Eukaryota; Metazoa; Platyhelminthes; Trematoda; Plagiorchiida; Dicrocoeliidae.